Molecule: messenger RNA, 876 nt
Organism: Hydra vulgaris (swiftwater hydra)
Lineage: Eukaryota; Metazoa; Cnidaria; Hydrozoa; Anthoathecata; Hydridae
Source: RefSeq, a predicted model, not a curated record
AUGAAUAAUCAAAGACCUCCACGAUUGAAACAGCUGUCUGGAGCUGCUGGGAGAAAAAGAGCGAUGAUUCGGAAAAAAAACGAAAGCAAAAACAAACGAACGUUUUUAGAUUGCGUUCGUUGGACAAAAAUCAAAGAUAAAUGCAAGCAGUUCAAUGAUAUUGAGAUCGGUAUUAAUGACUCUAAUGAGUUGCCAGACCAUAAUUCCGACAAACCUUUUCUUGCCGAUGACAUCGAUGACUUCCAAAAAACAUCAUCACAUUUAAAAAAGGAUCAGUUGGAUUUUGUACUUGAUUGUCACAAUGACCAACAAAUUUAUAAAAGUGAUCUUUCUAUACCAAUCUCUAACGAUCCUGCACUAUGGAAAUCAAUAUCAGACACUGAUCGAACGAAUAUAAUUCUGAUGGGACCUUCUUCAAAUCCUAGCAAUUUUCCAAGAGAUCAAAAAGAACGCAAAUUCCCUACUUAUAUCUUUUUAGAGGAACAAAGAAACGGAGAAAAAGUUAAAAGAGAAUGGCUCGUUUGGAGUAAGGUUGUGGCAUCAUUCUUUUGUUUCCCUUGCUCCUUUUUUGGAUUGCCUAACUUAACCAGACCCGGUGUUCAAUCCAGUUUGUUGUCUUGGAAUGGAGGUAUACAUGGAAAUUGGAGAAAACUUUCAGAUCGCGUUAAAAGUCAUCAACAAAGCGAUUUUCACCGUAACUGUUAUCUCCAAUGGAAAACAGCUACGAUUCACUUGAAAAGUCAAAAGUCCAUUGAGCAUCAGUUAGAAAAACAAAUUGGAGAUGAAACAAAGCGAUGGAAAGUAAUUUUACAAUGCAUUCUUGACGUCACAAUUAUUCUAGCUUCAAGAAACUUAGCUUUUAGUGGUAAGAUUUAG